AUGCCGAGCAGUACCGCGGGCAAGGACGAGUGGCUGGUGGCGCUGCAGCUGUUCCUCAACGUGCGGUUGCGCACCGCAUCGUUUUCGGCGGCGUCGCGCGGCCGCCCACAGGUGUGCGUCCCGCUGCCGCUGCCCAACACGCAGCAUCUUAUCGACGGCGUCAUGUGGAGCGUGCGGGAUAACGCGGCGUGGGCGGCCGACGCGUGGCUAGGUGUUCAGAGUCACCUGCUCAGCUGCUCACAGCGCUACGCCCAGCUCAGCGAACGGCUUCUCCACGCUAACACGCACGACGCGGCGGUCGAGCACGAGCGGCUGUACUCCAGCCACGCGUGUGUGCAGGAUGUCUACAUCGCCUUCUGCGUCGUGGACGCGUUCCUGCGCCACGUUGGCGAGGCGGUGCCGGCGGUGAAAGAGGCGGCGGAGAAGGAGCUGCCGCGCCUCGUCGCGGAGCACAUGCCCAUCUGGCAGCUGGCACGUAGCAGCUACGCACAUGACGCGGUGGAGGACUACCGCCUGCUGUUCCUCGAUCUGCUGCGCGCGUGGGCGGCGACACGGCUUCUGCGCCCCGACACACACCGCCGUGUGGAGGAGUACGUGCGCCACAAGCUCAAGACGCUACGUGACGGGCUCGCAAGCGCUGAUUCCCCCACUGGAGGGAGCAACAGUAAUAACCAUCACACCGAACAUCAUACGGCUACAAUCAGUGCAGGGCUGCGUGCUCUAAUGUCGGGCGCCACAACGUCAUCUGCAUCUGCGCUCUCGUCAGCAGCAGCCGUAAAAGGAGCAGCAGCUUCUACACCAGACGCGGUACGCAUGACCAUUGCAAACUUUGUGUCUGCCAUCUUCCCGCACCCUCGCUCUGAGUCUGGCAGACAGCGUUGCGCCCACUGCGGUUCGGUGCUGAAGAGCGUCGCCGCGAAGAACGCCCACUACCGCUACCACUUCUACAACCGCAGCUACCAGACGGAGGAGAAGAUUGUGCGCCUGGCGUACCCCUCUCUUGACGACUACGCGAUUCACGAUGUGGACAGCGGAGAGACGGGCAACUUCGUCAGGACAACGGAGAACCUUCUCGAUGUCUUCCGCGCGCCGGAGAAGCGGAGCGUGCGGGUGCGGCGACCAAAACAAGCGGACAAGCCGUCGUGA
Molecule: messenger RNA, 1146 nt
Organism: Trypanosoma grayi
Lineage: Eukaryota; Euglenozoa; Kinetoplastea; Trypanosomatida; Trypanosomatidae
Exons: 1
Coding region: 1-1146 (381 amino acids)
Source: RefSeq, a predicted model, not a curated record